CGACUCCAUUCCACAGUCUAUCUAGACUACUCUGUCAACCUCAUCCUCUUACCUUAGGCAUCUGUCUUGUGUUUUUGCUUUACAAUUAAGCAAAUUAACAAUGAGCGGAGAUCAUGGUCCAAGAGACUCUCAGGCCAAUUCUGGGUCUCGAGCCAAUGACACUCACAGGCACAAGGACAAGCACAAAGAUAAAGAGCUCCGUCACAAAGAGCAAAAAAAAGAUAAGGAGCGAGAGAAAGUCAAGCACAGCAAUAGUGAACACAGGGAGCACUCAGAUAAGAAGCACAGAGACAAGGACAAGGUGAAAAACUUUGAUGGGAGUGGGGAGAGACACAGGGAGAAACAGGAUAAGGAUAAGAGGAGAGAGGAAAAGGUCAAAUCAUCCCAUGUUGAGAGCAAGCCCAAGAAAGACAAAGAGAACGGACACACGAGGGAGAGGCGGAGCAGUCCCAGCCCUUCUGCCUUUAAAAGCGAACCAGCGGAAGACAACGGCUACCCCUCUCCCAAACAUAACAAGACUUUAAAGAGAGAGCGAGUUGAGGAGGAAUUUGAGUACAAGCCCAAAAAAAUCAAGACCGAGAAUGGAAAAAAGCUGAAGAAGAGAAAACAGGAAUAUGAAGAUGAAGAAGAGGACAUAAAACCUAAGAAGACAAAAGACAAGAAAGCUGGAGCGGAAUCCAAGAAAGUCAAGAAGGAACCAGAAGAGAAAUGGAAAUGGUGGGAGGAGGAGAGGGCCACUGACGGCUCCAAAUGGAGGUUUCUGGAACACAAGGGACCUGUUCUUGCUCCUCCAUAUGAACCACUUCCUGGCCAUGUCAGAUUUUUUUACGAUGGUAAGCCCAUGAAGCUCAGUGCUGCAGCAGAGGAGGUUGCUACUUUCUUCGCCAAGAUGCUGGACCAUGAGUAUACCACCAAGGACAUCUUCAGGAAGAACUUCUACAAAGACUGGAGAAAGGAAAUGACAUCAGAGGAGAAAUCAAAGAUCACGGAUUUAACCAAGUGUAACUUCACCGAGAUGAGUGAGUACUUCAAAGCUCAAUCAGAGGCCCGGAAACAGAUGUCCAAAGAGGAGAAACUGAAAAUCAGAGAGGAGAAUGAGCGUAUCCUCCAGGAGUAUGGCUUUUGUGUGAUGGACAACCACAAGGAGCGAAUUGGAAAUUUCCGCAUCGAGCCUCCCGGCCUGUUUAGGGGUCGGGGUGACCACCCAAAGAUGGGCAUGCUGAAACGUCGCAUCCGCCCGGAAGACAUAAUCAUCAACUGCAGCAAGGACUCCAAGCAUCCCAAACCGCCCCAGGGCACGCGCUGGAAGGAAGUUCGUCAUGACAACAAGGUCACAUGGCUGGUGUCGUGGACUGAGAACAUCCAGGGUUCUAUCAAGUACAUCAUGCUCAACCCCAGCUCCAGAAUCAAGGGGGAGAAGGACUGGCAGAAGUAUGAGACGGCACGAAGGCUGAAGAAAUGUGUGGAUCGCUUGAGGGCCCAGUACCGAGACGACUGGAAGUCUAAAGAGAUGAGGAUCCGACAGAGGGCCGUGGCUCUCUACUUCAUAGACAAGCUGGCCCUGAGGGCAGGGAACGAGAAGGAGGAGGGGGAGACGGCUGACACUGUCGGCUGUUGCUCUCUCAGGGUGGAACACAUCAAGCUGUACCCCAAAAUGGACGACCAGGAGUACGUGGUGGAGUUUGACUUCCUGGGGAAGGACUCCAUCAGAUACUACAACAAGAUGCCUGUGGAGAAACGGGUAUUUAAGAACCUGCAGCUGUUCCUGGAGAACAAACAGCCAGAAGACGACCUCUUUGAUCGACUCAAUACCUCCAUUCUGAACAAGCACCUCCAGGAGCUGAUGGACGGCCUGACGGCCAAAGUGUUCCGUACCUACAAUGCCUCCAUCACUCUGCAGCAGCAGCUCAAGGAGCUCACCAGUCCGGAGGAGAGCAUUCCUGCUAAGAUCCUGUCAUACAACCGAGCCAACCGGGCCGUGGCGAUACUGUGUAACCACCAGAGAGCACCGCCCAAGACCUUUGAGAAGUCCAUGCAGAACCUCCAGACCAAGAUAGAUGAGAAGCAGAAACAGCUGUCGACAGCCAGGAAACAGCUGAAGGGGGCGAAGACAGAGCACAAGGCCUCACACGGUGACGGGAGCAAAAAGAUGGUGGAGGUGAAGCGAAAGGCGGUACAGAGGCUGGAGGAACAGCUGAUGAAUCUGCAGAUGCAGGCCACGGACCGGGAGGAGAACAAGCAGAUUGCCCUGGGAACCUCUAAACUCAACUACCUGGACCCACGCAUCUCUGUUGCAUGGGUUAAGAAAUGGGAUGUUCCCAUUGAGAAGAUAUACAACAAAACACAAAGGGAGAAGUUUGCCUGGGCCAUCGACAUGGCUGAAGAAGACUACGAGUUUUAGAAUCCGACACGAUAGUUUUAACCCUGUUCUGUUCUCUGUUUCAGUUGAAAUCUGUGUAGUCCAUGUGAUUGAUUCCACCGUGUGAAAUAAGGAUAGUUCUUAGCGAUUGACCAAAGUCCUGUUAGAAGCAUGCGCCGUGUCCUUCCUUACUCCUUUGAAAUAAGCUCAGAUCUUAUGGAUUGGAUCGUUGAAGAAUCUUUGCUUUUACUUAUUCAGUCACACUCACGAACAAUGUGAUGUGGAACAAAGGAGUGUAUUUUCCAAGUAUUUGCACCAUGCUGGGUUUCGACAGUGCCAAGUAUUCAAGUGUGUUUGACCAAAACCAAUUGACUGGACCUUUCAACUUUAUCAUCUUCUGAGAUCCUCAGCUAAAGCACUAUAGAACACAGCUUUUCUAUUGGUUCACACUGCAAAAUCUUAGCCAUCAGAUUUAUGGAGAAAUUCUAUAUUUUGAUAGAAAUAGUAAUUAAUUAAAUGAAGAAUUCCCUAAAGUGUGGCACUUUUAUGCCUUGUGAGAAGGUCAAUGGACAGAACAGUGGUAUGUGUGUGUGUGUUAUUUAAAAGAUUCAUGAACUUUGAAUUCUGUAUGAAGGAACUGGAGUGAGAAGAGGAUAAUGUUUAUGGUGAAUGAUGAGGAGUAUGAUCAAUAGUUAACAACCUAGCACUAUGACGCCUGUAUAAUUCUAGCACAGAGAAUGUGAAUUUGACUGUUUUGUAUUAGUUUAUUUGAUUUUGUUGUUUAUUUCAGGGAUGUAUAUUUUUUGUUGGAUUUCAUUACAUACUGGUACGCUGUUCAGUGUUUUUUUAAAUAUAUAUCCUAUGUGUUGUCACCCAGCCUCCCACUCCUGUAGAUAGCUAUGACUUUUAUUAUUUUGUCUUUUUACUACUUUUGCUGAAUAAAAAGCAUUAUGUAUGUUACUUGAAGAAAUGUCUGUAAUAAUGUACUGUUCUGGCUCCUGUUUUGUGUAGGUACAAAUGACUGCUUGUUCUUUAAAAAAGAGAAAUGUGUGAGGGAUAUGGAUUUUGCCAAAAAUAAAAGCUGUUAGAUACAAAUCUAUCAACAAUUUAA
This is a messenger RNA of Esox lucius (northern pike), 3470 nucleotides long. RefSeq names its product DNA topoisomerase I (gene top1b). The transcript has 21 exons. Gene Ontology annotation, cellular component: nucleolus; chromosome. Lineage: Eukaryota; Metazoa; Chordata; Actinopteri; Esociformes; Esocidae. The coding region runs from base 101 to 2401 and encodes 766 amino acids. The record is from RefSeq and is a predicted model, not a curated record. Gene Ontology annotation, molecular function: DNA topoisomerase type I (single strand cut, ATP-independent) activity; DNA binding. Gene Ontology annotation, biological process: DNA replication; DNA topological change; chromosome segregation.